ACUUUUUCCUCGACCUACUCCUUCACCUGCAGCAUCCAAAAUGCCUCUCCUCUUGUUAUAAUUGCUGAGGGUAGCAUCCGUUACCCUCACUACCGCGUUUCCCGCUUUCGACUCGCUGCUUUCGGUGCUAGAAGAUACCCUCUAGACGCAACAUCGCUCCAUUUUUUCUGCAUAGAUAUUCACUACCUAGAUUUUUAGACGCAUUUAGAGGCAUUUUAACGUCUACUGUCAUGACCAAACCUACUGCGCCGACGUCCAACCUCCCACCGCUGGCACGGCUGUCGCGCUAUUCUACCGACGACAUCGAGCAAGCCAUCCAGAACCUCCAAGCAAUCUAUUCCCCUCGCACGCUCCCUACCCUUCCCGGGCCGACAAAAGUAUUUCCGAAGCACCUCAUUCACGACGCUUCUGUGCCCGAUUCCGGUUACGCCUCCGCCGAAGAAGACUCGGAUCUCUCGGGCGCUGCUUCAGAGGAUGGAGAUACCUUUGACCUAGACGCGCUGCGCGAAGACCCUUUCGAGCGCGACUUUACAGUGCGCUGGCUCACCACUUUCGUUGCGCGCUCCGACACCUGGACGUAUGCCUUGCCGGACGAAGAAGAUGCGCGCACGGCGCUCGUGGACGCCGCCGCAUCGCUGCUCGCAUCGUUCACAGGAGCGGAGGACGACGAAGAGGACGCCCCGGAUGCUGGCCUCACACGCACAUUCUCUUUCCCGUCGCCUGCCGGCACCGUGCACGUCAAGCUGAAUGACGCACCGCUUUCGAGCACGGACCACACGUCCGUCGGCCUGCAGAGCUGGGGUAGUGCCAUCGUCUUCGCCGAGCGCAUGUGCGCCGCGCCUGCAUUGUUUGGACUUUGCCCUAGGACACUCCGAGUCCUCGAACUUGGCGCGGGCACGGGCCUCCUCGGUCUUGCGGCUGCCAAGCUCUGUCCGGACGCCGAGGUCGUCGCGACGGACUACCAUCCAUCCGUGCUUGCGAACCUGCGCGUAAACAUUGUGACCAACUUCCCCCCUACAUCGCCGUCAUCGGCUGUGGCCGCACGCGUGGACGUGCACGCACUGGACUGGCAGGAUCCGAGGUACGACGAACCGCUAGACGCACCAUUCGACGUCGUCCUCGCCGCGGACGUCAUCUACCACCCCGAUCACGCCCGCUGGAUCAAAGGCUGCGUUGAGCGGCUUCUCCGCGAGAACGGGGUGUUCUGGCUCAUCAUACCCCUGCGCUCGACGGGCCGCCACGAGGGAAUGGGGAACACUGUUGAGGCGGUCUUCCAGAGCAGUACUACUGUGCAGGGAAAGGGGUUGGUGAUCUUCAGCAAGGAGAGCAUUGCGAAGCAUGGAGGGAUUGGGAGGGCGGACGAGAGCGGGUACACACUCUUCAGGAUAGGGUGGGCCGCAUAGACGUAUGUAUUCAUACCGCAAAGACUUGGUAAUUGGGCAUUUGGGGCUGUAUUUGCCAACUUCAUCUUUCAUUUUAGGGGCGUACAGUGAUUCUCUGUAUAAGAUGAAUUCCUGUCCUGCCCGCGUCGUUUACGACUGCAACGGUCGUCUGUAUGGUAAAGCAUGGUCCUAGGACGUGAACCGUAUCUUCUUGCCUCGGAUGUUUUUCUGUUUAAAUGAAACAUAGUUGUAUAAACUCGU
Messenger RNA from Phanerochaete carnosa HHB-10118-sp, 1643 nucleotides. RefSeq lists its product as uncharacterized. Lineage: Eukaryota; Fungi; Basidiomycota; Agaricomycetes; Polyporales; Phanerochaetaceae. The coding region runs from base 231 to 1403 and encodes 390 amino acids. The transcript has a single exon. The record is from RefSeq and is a predicted model, not a curated record.